AUGCUUCCCCAAAGGAUCACGGCCAUCAAUGGUUCCUGUGUUACAAUCCCAUGUCAAUUUGAGGUCCUCAAGGAAUAUGAACCAGAUGUCCUCAACUGCUCCAAAGGCGCAGUUUGGAAGAAAGGAGAUGCUUAUAAAACACCUGUCUUCAAUGGGGAAAAAUUGUACGAUAGUCAGAUAAAAGGACAAGUACUCGGGGAUUUAACGAAGAAGAACUGCACCACAAUGUUUCACAGCCUCCCAAAGGACUACGACGACAUUUACUUCUUCAGGCUGGAGUGUACAGAGAGGCUCAAGUUCACUUUUCAAAAAGGAGUCUACAUUACACAACAAGACGCGCCUCCACCCGAGAUGACCACCGUGACUCAGGUGUUAGAGGGAGUCGAGAUGAUGAGAGUGCGUUGUUCGGUCCCAGUGCCCUGCCCCGCCUUGCCCCCCUCCAUCACCUGGCUCCCCCGGGACGACUCCAGACAGGAGCAGACAGAAAUACUGCAGAAUCCAGAAGGACAGACAUACAUGACGUCCACGCUGACAUUCAUCACCUCAGCCGACCUUCACAACCGGAGCAUCAUCUGUUCUGUCUCCUAUCCGCUGGCAAAAGGGGGCAGCACCGAGCCGUCUUCAACAACUCAGAUAUUCAACAUCCUCUAUGCUCCUAGAUCCACUGAGGCGACACUCAGCAUGACCGGUGCUGUUUCUGAGGGCCACACUGUGACGUUCACAUGUUUCAGUGAUGCCAACCCUCCUGUGAGGAACCACACCUGGUACAGAAAUGACAAUGGAAAGUUGACAAAGAUGGGUGAAAGAAGCACGAUGGUCCUAAAAGUCACCAAGAGGGACAGCGGGUUAUAUCUGUGUGAAGCUCGAAACCAGAAAGGCUCUCAGAGGUCCAGAGCGGUGUAUCUUGAUGUCACCACUGCAGCAGUCGGCAGCUAUGACUUAGUGAUGUUUGUCUACAUUAUUUGUGGAGUCGUGGUGUUUCUCUACAUCUUGACCGUUGUUGUGGAUGUGUGCAAGUAUCGAAGUCUUUCCAAGAGGUUGGAGCAGAUAGAGCUGAAGGGGGAGCAAACCUACAGCAAUCUGAGGAGGGUCGACUCCGACUACGACCAAAUCCAGCCUAAAUCACCGUCCAUUUCUGAUGUUCCAAACUAUGAGAACCCCGUCGCCCUGCAAGCCAUUCUCAAAAAUCAGCCACUGCCAAAGGAUGCAUCAGGACGCUUCAACGUUUACACUACAAGAGUUAUUCCUGACUCAUACACCCUUCUUCUACAACUUCUGCUGUUGGCUGAGCUGUUUGUGCAUUCAUCAUCUCGUCCCGUCAGCAGCGUCUCGCUCUGCAACACAUUAAGUUCAAUGAUCCCUCAGGUGGAGAGCCUGAUGCACUUAUCAAAAAAGCUCCAUGACUUGACAGAUGAUGAGCUCAUAGAUGUAGUAGCUGUGGAAAACAGACUGGACGGUCUUCCUCACAUACAUCAUACUGCUGCACAUUUCGACUCAGUGAAGGUGAAUGAGUCUCUCUCCCAGCUGUAUGCUUACACUCAGGCUUUCAGACUGCACGUUGAAUGGUUGAAGACAGCCAAAAUAAGUGUCAGUUUGUCCUCCGGGUCAGCUGAUGGCGCCAAGACUCACCUCGUGCAGCUAUCCAGUCUCCUCAGCACAUCUCUCCAACAGAUCAAUCAGGAGGUGCCUCCGCUGCCGACUCCCUCCCUUCCCACCGUCUCCACGGCCUUCGAUGUGCUCAAGUUCUCCGUUGAGAUCUCCGAAAGGUUACAAGUCUUCUGUCACUGGUCAAAAAGAGUGUUACGGUAUCUUCAGAGAACAUCCCACUGUCCUAGACGUUAA
Messenger RNA from Scomber japonicus (chub mackerel), 1842 nucleotides. Its product is annotated as sialic acid-binding Ig-like lectin 9. The transcript has 15 exons. NCBI's taxonomy places the organism in Eukaryota, Metazoa, Chordata, Actinopteri, Scombriformes, Scombridae. The record is from RefSeq and is a predicted model, not a curated record. Bases 1 to 1842 code for a protein of 613 amino acids.